Galendromus occidentalis (western predatory mite) is the source of this 473-nucleotide messenger RNA. RefSeq names its product ctenidin-1. Bases 24 to 473 code for a protein of 149 amino acids. The record is from RefSeq and is a predicted model, not a curated record. The transcript has a single exon. NCBI's taxonomy places the organism in Eukaryota, Metazoa, Arthropoda, Arachnida, Mesostigmata, Phytoseiidae.
CUUCAGAAAGUGACGGUCAAGCGAUGAAGUCGUUUGUAGUGGUGUCGAUGCUCGUAGCCGUGACUUCGGCAGGUUUCCUCGGAGGAGGAGGCGGAGGCUACGGUGGCGGAGGCCACGGCGGUGGAGGAGGCGGACACGGUGGAAACAGCGGAGCCGAUGAGGACGCGGCCGCCCUCUCAGCGGUCGGUUUGUCUCGCCUGCUCGGCGGGGGAGCCUCUCACGGAAACCUAGCGGGAAGUGGCGGAGGAGCCUCGUACACAAUCUCUGGCCCCACACAAGAGAUAAAAUCCGUCCAUAAGAUCUCCACCACAAGCGCCGGGGGUCAGAUCCUCUCAAGAACCGGAGGAGGUGGUGGAGGGGGUGGAACGAGCAAGGUGAUCAUCAUCAAGGGCGGAGGCGGAGGCGGAGGAGGUCACGGAGGAGGUCAAGGAGGUUGGUCCGGAGGAGGAGGAGGAGGUGGAGGAGGAUGGUGA